AUGGAUGAGCUCAAGGAGCUGAAGAAGCAAGAAAAGCAGUUGCAUGGAUCCAUCAAGGCUUUGGCGCGUUUCGUCGAAAGAUUCCAGAGGGAUAGGCAGGAAAACCAAAUCGAUGUUCGGCUGGAGACUCUGGAGAACGCUAUGCGUAAAUUCUACACCGUUCGCCGAAAAAUAGAACUGGUCAUCGAGGAGGAGGAUGAAAAACCUGAAGUGAAAGGUUCCGUCGAGGACCGAGCGCUGCGAAUGGAGGCGCUAGCAGUGAAACGUGAAGACGAGUUCGAUGAAGCUAUACGUGUUGUUGAGGAGCAAUAUUACGAAAUAAAGUCAGCUUUGAUUGCAUUGCGUCCGAAGAAAGUCGAUCCUAUUAUGCAGCCAAAUGCAGUUGAUAAUGCAAUUACUGAUCAGCCAGUUUCCCGAGUAAAACUCCCAGACAUCAAGCUUCCGUCAUUCAAUGGAAAAAUCAAGGAUUGGACAAGCUUUCGCGAUACUUUUCGCAGUCUGAUCCACAACAAUCGACAAUUGACAGACAUUGACAAGUUCACAUAUUUGCGAUCAUCGGUUUCAGGCGAAGCAUUCCAGGAGAUAAACUCGGUUGACCUGUCGGCCGAUAACUAUGAGGUGGCCUGGAAGGUGUUGGAGAAAAGGUACGAGAACAAGAAACUGAUCGUCAAGGCCCAUCUGGAUGCGCUUUUUGCUAUUGAACCAAUGAGGAAAGAAAACUGCGAGUCACUAAAUCACCUGAUCAGUGAAUUUGACAAGAAUCUGCUUAUGUUACAGAAAAUUGGAGAGCAAACAGAUAAUUGGUCGACUAUUCUCGCACAUAUGGUGUACACUCGUUUGGAUUCGAUGACUCUUCGACAGUGGGAGUCACACCAUAACUCCAAGGAAGUUCCCAAGUAUGAGAGUUUGAUGGAGUUCCUGAGAGACCAAUGCUCGGUUCUUCAGUCGAUUGCUCCUAAUAAAUCCAACGACGGUGAAGGAAGACGACCAAGGUUAUCCGUCACGCAUACUUCGUUGCAGUAUCAACGUCGGUGCUUAUUUUGUGGUGAAUCGUUCCAUUUACCUUUCAAGUGCAACAAACUACAAGGAAUGUCCAUAGCUCAACGUGUUGAAGAGGUCAACAAAAAGCGUCUGUGUAGAAACUGCUUGACGGUGGGUCAUUUCGCUGAAGGCUGUACUAGAGGCUGUUGUAAUCGCUGUGGUAAACGACAUCAUACUAUGCUUCAUUUCGAGAGUUCAGCACAUGUUGUUCGCCAGUCUAAGCCCUCCUAUCCACAGUCUAAUCCUCCCUCCGUCCCACAGCCGCCUGUUCGGACACAAGUAAAAACCAACAACAACAAAACCACAGCCGCUCGAAAUCGCAAAACCAGACACAAACAUCACUCACUCAGCCAGACGCACAAGCACAACCAACAACUUCAUACCCCGUGA
Messenger RNA from Topomyia yanbarensis, 1431 nucleotides. RefSeq lists its product as uncharacterized. The transcript has a single exon. NCBI's taxonomy places the organism in Eukaryota, Metazoa, Arthropoda, Insecta, Diptera, Culicidae. The record is from RefSeq and is a predicted model, not a curated record. Bases 1 to 1431 code for a protein of 476 amino acids.